Molecule: messenger RNA, 1003 nt
Organism: Sardina pilchardus (European sardine)
Lineage: Eukaryota; Metazoa; Chordata; Actinopteri; Clupeiformes; Clupeidae
Product: xenoxin-1-like
Exons: 3
Coding region: 69-377 (102 amino acids)
Source: RefSeq, a predicted model, not a curated record
ACGUCUCAUGACAUAUAUAACCAAGCACACAACAUUCAUCACUUCACUGUUUGUUGAUCCACGUCAAGAUGUCUCUGAAGAUUACCCUCAUCAUGGUCAUUCUGGUCAGCAUGCUGUCCAUUACAGAUUCCCUUAAGUGUUACACUUGUGAUGCUGGGAGCCAAUGUACUGAGACCUGUACUCCACCAGCUGAUCGCUGUUUGAAAAUGAAUAUCGCAGGUAUGAUCACUAAAUCCUGCACCACAAAAGCUUUGUGCGAUGUCAAAACACCUAAUACAUGGUGCUGUGAGGGGGAUUUGUGUAACGGUGCUGGAACCAUUGGGAAGAGCUUCCUGCUUCUGCUGGUGCCGUUGGCCUCCAUCUUCCUGCUCUCCUGAGCUGUCAGCGGCUGCAUCCUCCAUCCUCCUCACCUCUGGCCCCCAUGCACUGCUGAUCAGUCAUUUCCCAUCUAUAACCAGGGUUAAUACAUCGACUUUGCAACAUUUCUUUGGCUAUGGAGGUUCAUUGAUUUUGCAAUCUAUGCGUGGAAAUGCAUUUUUUUUUCUCUUCAUUCUUCUUUACGAUUAAAGCAUGAUUCUGAUUUAUUGGGUUACUGGGAACUGUGGAUUACAUGUGGUUAACACAUGGUUUCAUUUUUUUUCUUUUUUUUUUAAACUUGCAUUAAACAAUCUAAUUUCUGAAGUGAUGUACUGUAUAAAUGGUCAGUAUAUGUCCUGUUUGGUUUUGAAUUGGCCUGUUUGAUGUUGAAGUAAAGAAGCGCGCUCAACACCUUAGUGCUUCAACUGGGUGCUUAAAACUUACUUGAUACUAAAUCAAAAACUUUGAAAAUAAAUAAAGCAAGCACUCAACAGUUUCUUUUUACUUUUUUAAUCGCCUCACAGAUGUUUCGGGUUGAUACCCUUCUUCAGUGUGAGAUAUGCCAUUUUAUGCCUUUUGUUCAGAAUGCUCUUGUAUUUCAUGGAUAUUUUGUUCACUGUAAGCAAUACAAAACUUUUUUCAGUUC